AGUUCGACAAUAAAAUUCAUUGCCUACCCCAACUUCUGUCUCUGCUCUUUGAUCUUCAGCCAGAUAUAUUGUUUACUCAAUCUGCCCUCUUGCUCUUUGCAUUUUUCAUAUUCAGAGUAGCAUAGCAUAAUCAUCAAUGUCUUCAGAAGCUGAACAGCUCAAGGCACAAGGAAACGCUGCGUUCGCGGCAAAGGACUACGACUCGGCUAUCCAGUCCUUUACCGCUGCAAUUGCGGCCUCUCCCACGCCAAACCACAUCCUGUACUCGAACCGAUCAGGCUCCUAUGCCGCUAAGCACGACUACACCUCCGCGCUCGCCGACGCCGAGGAGUGCAUCAAGAUAAACCCUGCCUGGGCGAAGGGAUACACGCGUAAGGCCGCCGCUCUGCACGGUCACGGAGACCUUGUUGCUGCGCUCGAUGCCUACGAGGAAGCUCUCAAGAUCGAUCCCGCGAACGCGCAGGCAAAGUCUGGUCUGAAGUCUGUCAACGACGCGAUUGCCGCCGAGGCCGCCGAGGACGGCACCACACCCGACAUGGGUCUCGGCCAGAUGUUUGACGACAGCACGAUGUGGGCCAAGCUUGCGGGUAACUCGCAGACAAGCCCAUACCUUGCCGACCCGGCGUUCGUCGAGAAGCUCAAGAAGAUGCAGAAGAACCCACAGUCCAUGAGCCAGGAGAUGAUGUCCGAUCCAAGACUUAUGCAGGUCAUUUCUGUUUUGCUCGGACUCAACAUGCAGAUGCCCAACGGCCCUGGUGGCGACGCGGACGUGCCAAUGUCGGACGCGAAGCCCGCCGAGGAGCCAGCCACGAAGGCGCCCGAGCCUGCUCCUGAGCCGGUACCGGAGCCAGAGCCGGAGGAGGAGGACAAGUCCGCAAAGGCAAAGAAGGAGGCUGAUGCGGAGAAGGCGCUCGGAAACGCCUCGUACAAGUCGCGACAAUUUGACGAUGCGAUUGCGCACUACCAAAAGGCGUGGGAUCUGUUCAAGGACGUGACAUACCUGAACAACCUUGCGGCUGCCGAGUUUGAGAAGGGAGAUCUUGAGGGCUGCAUCAAGACCUGCGAGAAGGCUAUCGAGGAAGGCCGCGAGUCGCGGACGGACUACAAGAUCAUCGCCAAGUCGUUUGGCCGGAUCGGAACCGCGUACCACAAGCUCGGCGAUCUUGAGAAGUCGAUCGAGUACUACAACCGUUCGCUGACCGAGCACCGGACGCCGGACGUGCUCAACAAGCUGCGCGCGGUGGAGAAGGAGAAGAAGCAGAAGGAUAUCGAGGCCUACAUAGAUCCCGAGAAGGCCGAGGCUGCGCGCGAGGAAGGAAACGCGUUUUUCAAGGCUGCGGACUGGCCCGGUGCAGUGAAGGCGUACACGGAGAUGAUCAAGCGCGCGCCCGAGGACGCACGAGGAUACUCUAACCGCGCUGCGGCGUACUCGAAACUGUUGUCGUUCCCCGAGGCCGUGAAGGAUUGCGACAUUGCGAUCCAGAAGGACCCUAACUUUGUGCGCGCCUACAUUCGCAAGGCCAACGCGCAGUUUGCGAUGCGCGACUACGUCGGCUGCUUAGAGACGCUGAAGGAGGCUACGGCGAAGGACAGUACCGGACAGAGCGCGCAUGAGAUUGAGCAGCUGCGGCAGAAGGCGUACACGCAGCGGUUCCAGCGACAGGCGGGCGAGACGGAGGAGCAGGCGAUGGAGCGCAUUAGCAAGGACCCCGAGGUUGUCUCGAUCCUGAGCGAUCCCGUGAUGCAGUCGAUCUUGGGCCAGGCGAAAGACAACCCGAUGGCGCUCAACAACCAUAUGAAGAACCCUGAGGUCAGACGGAAGAUUGAGCUGCUGGUUGCUGCGGGUGUCAUUCGGACAAGAUAGGUGUAAAUAGUUUGGAAUAAAAGUUAUGUAUGUCUGUAUGUCUGUCAGCGGGUUGACAUCAUAGGCCGUAUUUGGUUCGUCGGGUAAGGGUCUGGAUGGCUGCAGAUCGGGCGUAGCUCU
Myxozyma melibiosi is the source of this 1984-nucleotide messenger RNA. RefSeq lists its product as uncharacterized. Lineage: Eukaryota; Fungi; Ascomycota; Lipomycetes; Lipomycetales; Lipomycetaceae. Bases 137 to 1864 code for a protein of 575 amino acids. The transcript is spliced from 2 exons. The record is from RefSeq and is a predicted model, not a curated record. Gene Ontology annotation, molecular function: Hsp90 protein binding.